This is a messenger RNA of Pollicipes pollicipes, 441 nucleotides long. RefSeq lists its product as uncharacterized. The coding region runs from base 1 to 441 and encodes 146 amino acids. The transcript is spliced from 4 exons. The record is from RefSeq and is a predicted model, not a curated record. NCBI's taxonomy places the organism in Eukaryota, Metazoa, Arthropoda, Thecostraca, Pollicipedomorpha, Pollicipedidae.
AUGACCCUGGGCCAAGUCUACGUGGCCGGCGAACGGAGGUGGCACGCGCUCAUCGGUCAGACCGCCACCGGCUGGGAGACGCCCGUCAACUGUUACCUGUACUUCGAGGAGUUCAGCACGCUGGGCGGCGGGAACAUGGGGCUGAGGCGCUGCCGCCAGAACCUGAUCCGCACCUGCGACCCGGCCUGGCCCGUGCUCUCGGACCGAGUCAAGUGUUCCGCCUAUACCUGGAUCGUGAAAUACUCCGAGCCGGCAGCCAACGACAAACCAGUGCGGUACAAGAACCCGCACUGUGCCCUCUGCAACCACCGCAACACCAGCGAGUGCAACGUGCAGCCGUUCACCACUACGCCACCGCGGCCCGUCCGUUACGCCGUCUCCGCCGCCGUGCUCUUCGACUUCUACGGCGAGCAAGUCGGCGUGGAGCGCGCUUGUGGGUGA